AUGCUACAGGUGCAGCAUAACAAGUUGGAACAAGAUGGAGGAAUGAAGGAAACGGCAGGGUUGUGCAAAGUUGCCGCGACCCGGGAUCGGACCAGGGACCUUCAGAUCAUCAGUCUGACGCUCUCCCAACUGAGCUACUGA
This is a messenger RNA of Peronospora matthiolae, 141 nucleotides long. NCBI's taxonomy places the organism in Eukaryota, Oomycota, Peronosporomycetes, Peronosporales, Peronosporaceae. The record is from the annotation of a GenBank genome assembly.